Molecule: messenger RNA, 3496 nt
Organism: Bemisia tabaci
Lineage: Eukaryota; Metazoa; Arthropoda; Insecta; Hemiptera; Aleyrodidae
Product: LHFPL tetraspan subfamily member 2 protein
Cellular component (GO): membrane
Source: RefSeq, a predicted model, not a curated record
AUCGCUUCAGUAGUAAACAAACCACGGACGAACUCGAACCUCGCGCCUCGACGAAGCUCGGAUAUUCCCGCCGUGAGAUAGACCCCGUUUCCUCUUGUGUAUUCCGUUCCCAGUGCGUGCCGCAAUAGUAGGCGCACUCUAGCCGCGGUGUUUACCUUCCUGCCGCCGUGUCUGUGCGGGUAAACAGGCGCCAUCUGCUCCGCGUCGCCGCAGAAAACGCGUUCGUGCGUUUCGCCGCCGAAAAACGCCGAAGGACCGCCGGGAAACCGGGCAGUUAAAGUGAUUCUUCAGAUUAUCCGUGAAAAUUUGUCUCCUCUGGGACGCGGUCAAAUCGCCAGAGAUGGGAGCCGUCAUCAUUACGACAAGAGGAAUCCUGUGGGUGGUUUUGACUGUCAUCUCCACCAUACUCGUAUUCACAGCUGUGAUUACACCAAGAUGGCUGGUUGGAGCGACAAGAAAUAGUGGUGGAUAUAGAGAUGCCUCUAUUUCUUAUGGUCGCUCAGGCUAUGGCACAAAUUAUGGAGGAAACAGUCCUUAUGGCAUUCCUUAUGGCUCUCAGCUAGGUGAUCGCUAUAACAAUGGUGACCGCUACAACAGUGGUGGUCGGUACGACAGUGGGUACAACAAUGGCUGGGGCAGGGAUCGCGAUGCUGAUCGCUACAGCUCACACUACAACAGCAUCUACAGCGAUUACUAUACAGAUGAUAAGCCAUCUGUUGGCCUCUACAACCGUUGCACCUACAUUAACAACUUAUACAACUGCGCAAGUUUAGCAUCUGAGGGUUGGGGCAACAAUUCUGGCGUAUUCCCUGUUUCAUGGAAGGUCUCUCUCUUCUUCUUCAUUGUUGGUCUUGGAAUUAUGUGCAUCACGAUUGCAAUGGCCGUCAUGAGCUGCUGUGUCCAACACUGUUUUAAGAAAAGUAUUUUCACACUGGCUGGAUGGCUUCAAAAUGUUGCAGGAGUCCUCUUUGUGCUUGGUCUAUUAAUAUACAUGUUUGGUUGGGGAACCAAAAGAGUUGAGCGUCUAUGCGGCCGUGAUUCUGGAUCUUUCAUGACUGGAGAGUGUUCUUUAGGAUGGGCAUUUUACACAGCCAUCAUUGGUAUUGUGUUGACGUUCAUCUCCGGCUGUUUGUCGAUGGCAGCACAAAAAGCAACGACAAGUGAUCAAGUAAGCAAAAAGAUCGAAGAGGGUGAAACUUUGGUCUGUCUCCUGUGAGACUAGAAUGCUGAAAGACCUUGCCCGCAGCAAAACCUUACUGAGUCUUUCAGGGACACAUCCUUUGCAACAAGCCAGGAUUGUUUGCUUUAGCUAAAGGAGUUCAUCUGGAUCAAAUGUUCCGCAGUCAAAAGUACAAAUCACUCCUCUCAUUCAAUGCCUGAACACUGACAGCUCUUCUGAAAUUUCAAAGCCUCAUCGAAAAACGAACCAAAUUAGAAAAAUAGAGGGCCACUCCACUUUCAAACUGGUUGCAGAGCCUUCAAAAACACCUGAAAAAAAGAAAUAAUUUUUUUUUUUUUCAAAUACAGAUUAAAAUCUACAUAUUCACUGAAAAUUCAAUAAUGAUUGAUAUUGAUCUCAGCACAGUGAAUCAAGAUAAGUUUUUGUACAGAUUUCUAUUCUAUGAGAAGUAUUUUCUUUCCAAUUUUGUACAGUUAAUAUUAAACAUUUUUUACAGUUAAUAUUUCUUAAAUGCAACGCAGAAAUGAGGACAAGUCGGAUAUUAAUCAAUUUCACACAGGUAUGAUCUCAGGUGGACUUUAAAGAUAGGUAAUUAUAUUUUCUCUCCUUGGAAAAUAAUGAAUAUCAGAGGUAAACUCACUCUGAGUCACAAACAUAUUGAAUGAAAAAUAAAACAUAGUUGUCUACUAUACAAUUAUGUAGCCUUUCCGAUAAUGACCAGUCAGAUAUGAAAUUAAAAUGUUGUUGAGGGCAGUGAAAAUUUUUGAUACCGGUAAUAAUUUUUGGGGAAUGAAACAUCGAUAAUAUGUAUGCCUAACAUUGUCACUGGGUCUGGACAAAUUUAGAGAUGGAACCCUAGAGAUGUUUGAAACCAACAAACAAAUAAAUAACGUUUUUUAUGGACGUCAUUCACAAUAUGAUGGGGUCCCAUGACCCUGAAGGCAAGAUCCCACAGAUCUUAAAUUAGAAGACCAAAUCUAUGAGGUCAGGCAAAUGUCAAAUCCUCCCUUACUUAUCUGACGUGCAUUGACCAAAAAUGAAUGAGUAAUAUUUUUUGUACGUAAUCAGUAUUACACAAUGUAUAUUUUUAUAAUAGAGUAUUUUAUAACUUAAAGUGUUAAGCAGUACAUAAUUAUUACAUAGUAAAGAUAAUUUUAGACAUGCACAGCUUUUACGAAAAAAUGUUACUCGCAUAAACUGGCACAUUGUUGGAGCAAAGUCUAAAUUUAAAAAGGAGAAUUUUCAAGUAUUGAACAAGCAGCAAUAUGGAGUGUUUCAAGACAUUUUUGAACUUUCCAAAAUUCUCACGCAAAAGAUUAUCUCAAAACAAACAUAAAACCCAAUAUGUUUCAUGCUUUAAGACUCACUAUAAGUCAUCCUCCUGUUUUUCUUGGAAUGUUACUAUACCUGCUUUUUCCUUCGGGAAGAAGGUAAUUAUUUUCCAUUGUAUUAUGUUAAAUUUAAGACGAAAAACACACUGACAAAUGAAGUAAUAUGAUGGCAAGCUGAAACUACAUCAUUUUACACUAGUCAACUGAACUAAAAUAAUGAGAAUAACUAGGUAUGACACAUCUUCCACAGAAGUACCUCUCAUGAACACUUCUAGGAUGCAUUGAUUCUGCAGUCCAUUCUCUAUCACUCUCAAAAUGAAAAUUGUGUUCCUUGUUCUGAUCUUCAUCAAACACAAAAAUAAGAGGACACUAACAGAGUAAACCAUUUUCUUCAUUAAGGAUGAUUCAGAUUUCUCAAAACAUUUUCUUGGUAAGGAACAUUAAUAACUUUUCAAUCUGAGGUGAAAAAACACCCAGUCAUGUCAUUUCAUCUGCUGAGGAAAUUCUUAGAGCUCCACUGAUUGCAUUUACUUAACGGAAAAUAGUGCAUGAGAAAUCUUGGAAAAGGACAGAGAGAAAAGGAGGUAAUUAUCUAUCUGGAAAAAUGUGAAAAAAGGGAAUUUUUUCGGAAAAUGAGUGAAUUACAAUAUUAAAAUGUUUCCAUCAAAAAUUCAUUGUGGCCACACUAUCCUAUGAAGUGGACAUGGUGCUUUCCUCUCACAAUCAGUUACUUUCUAUGUUGGUUGGUUGGAUAAUAAGCAUACUUGAUUGUUUAGAAGGGGGUUUAAAUUAAUUUAUUGACUUAGUUAGUAGUUUUAAGAGGGCCAUUUGUGAAACCACCUAAUAAUAAGAGUUCAUUAUCUAUACUUCUUUACUUUUAAUUAUUUUUUGGGAAUUAGUUAUAAGCUCGAUUGUCAAGUCCAUUUGUCCAAAAAUUUUGCACCAAAUUGCAGGUUGUAAAAUAAAGUUACUUUGUUACCAGAAA